Galendromus occidentalis (western predatory mite) is the source of this 1221-nucleotide messenger RNA. RefSeq lists its product as uncharacterized. Bases 136 to 1221 code for a protein of 361 amino acids. NCBI's taxonomy places the organism in Eukaryota, Metazoa, Arthropoda, Arachnida, Mesostigmata, Phytoseiidae. The transcript has 7 exons. The record is from RefSeq and is a predicted model, not a curated record.
ACGGAGCCGACCAUCGUGAGGAGACACGAUUAAAUCCCGUAAUCAUUGCUCGUCAAGCGUUCUUGUGGAGUAACGUUUUAGCCUUUAUAGAUUUAUUACAUAGUAUUCGGACCCAUCGGGAUUUUCAUUUUUAAGAUGGAAAUAAAUCGAACUCUGUCUCUCGACGUAAUUCGCAUAAUCUCAGACGAGGCAUUACGCCAAACAUACGAGUACUUACACGCUCCACCGACUCGUUUCUCGUUUAAGACCAGCUGCUGCGGGAAAAUUCGCCAAAAUAGUGAUCUUAUCGACCCGGGCUACUACCUCAACGGCGGACCCUCAUGCGAACAAAGUGGUCUGAGUUGCGACACUCCCGAUGAGCAUGAGAUCGAAGCUUUCGCCGACGGCCUCGUGCCCGGGAGCUUCGUGUACGCUCCGAGGACCUGGAAUAGGUUCUGGCCGGCCAUGGUGGAUUUCUGCCAUGAGGAUUCCUCUCACUUCGCGGUUUUCAGACUCGGAGGUUCGCACUGUUGCCAACCUUACGCCUAUUACGUGUCGUUCAUUCCCGACAUGACCCAGAGAAGGCUAGGAGGCUGGUUUUCGGCAAAAUCUGUCGUCCCAUUCGACACCACGAACGCUAAGGAUAUCGAUCUAGAUCUCAACGUCAAUGAUCCGCAUUUCGACACAUCCUACGACAGAGCGAAUAGAUACUACACCCGAUCCCUCACGGCACGAAUGGAACGUUUCUCUCUCGUGUGCCACGCUCUGCAAUCAACCCACGCUAAGUACCGGCCUAACCAGGCGGGAUUGGCCAAGCGAUUCACGUCCAGUAAUUACCAACGCUAUGAAGCCGGAGAAGACGUUUCCCUGACCACGGGAGCGUCUACCUCGACUCUCGGAGCAUCAGCCGACGCGAACGCAAGUGGGAGUGGUUCGGUUUUCCGACGGAAAACGCCUACGAAAUCCCGUCCAGACCGCGCCGUACCUUUAGAGAACGGAGAGCUCAAUUUCCUACGAUGGGACGAGCUACCCUCCGGGCAAACUCAUAUCCACGCGUCUGAGGACACUCCACCACCGAAAAUCGUACAACCAGCAGUACCGAUGAGUCCAUACACCUUCACUAACCCCACCGAGUACUGGAGAUGCGGCGCCCACGAAGUUACCAAGCGCGCAGCGAUCCGGGCCGCGAUGAAGGCGGGUCUGCAGGAAAUUCGCAUCUUCAAAUCGGAUGAAAUCAUUUGA